Messenger RNA from Dufourea novaeangliae, 1148 nucleotides. Its product is annotated as tRNA methyltransferase 10 homolog A. The coding region runs from base 189 to 1130 and encodes 313 amino acids. Gene Ontology annotation, biological process: tRNA N1-guanine methylation. Gene Ontology annotation, molecular function: tRNA binding. The transcript is spliced from 7 exons. NCBI's taxonomy places the organism in Eukaryota, Metazoa, Arthropoda, Insecta, Hymenoptera, Halictidae. Gene Ontology annotation, cellular component: nucleoplasm; nucleus. The record is from RefSeq and is a predicted model, not a curated record.
GUGGUACAGCCAUGACAUGUGAAGUAUAAUGUACUUAAUGAAACAGAAGAGAUAAAACGAUCGUAUCAGCCACUGAAUAUGUAACUCGUUCUAUCCCCAUGUAAAUUCAAAUAAGAUUCCGAUUUCCCUAUUCCACUUAUGAGCGGAAACACAAGUUCUUUACUUCUUUCCGAAUUUUUCAUUAGAACAUGGAGAUCAAAAAGGACACAAAUAACUCGGAAAACACAGAAAAUGAUGAACACAAUAUAAACGACUCUAAUCACAAAGAUUACGGUAAUGUCGAUGACAAAUUGUCGGAAUUAAAUCCGAAUAUGAGUAAACGUCAAUUGAAAAAAAUUAAAAAAAAAGAAAAGUGGCUGGAACGAAAGGGUGAAAAAAGAUUGAAGGAACGAGAAAAAGCAAAGCAAAAACGUGCAUAUGCUCGUGCACAUAAUAUAGACCUAGGACCAUCUAGGAAAGCCUUAAAAAAAAGCACUAUGGCGGAUAGUAAUUGUAAAGUUGGAGUGACCAUUGAUAUGUCUUUUGAUGACCUAAUGAUUGAUAAAGAUGUUGCAAAAUUAACGAAGCAGAUACUAAGAUGUUAUACUUUGAACAGAAGGGCUCUUGCACCGAUGCAAUUUUCGCUUACUAGUUUUAAUGGUACUUCGAGAAUGCACAUGCAAAAACACAAUGGAUAUCAACACUGGGAUGUAAAAUUUUAUGUUGAAUCAUAUUUGAAUGUUUAUCCAAAAGAGAAGGUCAUAUAUCUAACCAGUGAAUCGGAAAAUAUAAUCAAUCAUCUGGAACAUGAUUGUGUGUACGUUAUAGGUGGUCUUGUUGAUCAUAAUAGUCAUAAGGGACUGUGUCAUAAGUUAGCCAAAGAGGCUGGUGUGAGGCAUGGUCGACUCCCUCUAGACGAAUUCUUGCAAAUGAAGGCUAGGAAGGUUUUAACUGUUGACCAUGUGUUUGAAAUUUUGCUUCGAGUUAGUGAAGGGAAAACGUGGCAAGAAGCAUUUUUACAGGUGCUACCAGAAAGAAAAAAUGCUCAACCUAUUUUAUUAUUAGAAGAAAACGAAAGCACAUUAAAGAAUUGUGAAGAUGAGGAAAAUGUUUGUGAGACAAAUGAAUUUCUGAGCCUACCUUAUUGUUAGAAGAAAACAAAGACACCC